Brassica napus (rape) is the source of this 1227-nucleotide messenger RNA. RefSeq lists its product as uncharacterized. Gene Ontology annotation, molecular function: nucleic acid binding; RNA-DNA hybrid ribonuclease activity. Bases 1 to 1227 code for a protein of 408 amino acids. The record is from RefSeq and is a predicted model, not a curated record. The transcript has 2 exons. Lineage: Eukaryota; Viridiplantae; Streptophyta; Magnoliopsida; Brassicales; Brassicaceae.
AUGGCACUGGCAGUCGUCGAAGCGGCGAGAAAGCUUCGCCCUUACUUUCAGUCUCAUUCGGUUGAAGUAUUAACCGACCAGCCCCUCCGAACGAUACUUCAAAAUACAAACAGGUCUGGAAGACUAACGAAGUGGGCUAUCGAACUCGGUGAGCUUGAUAUCACUUACAAGAACAGGACUGCAGCAAAAUCUCAGGUUCUCGCAGACUUCUUAAUCGAAUUGGCUCCGGACUUAGAGCAAGAUCGCACACUCCCAAACCCAAACUGGACACUGCAUGUCGACGGAUCUUCGACUAACAGGGGAGCAGGUGCUGGAGUUCAACUGCAAUCCCCGACCGGCGAACUGAUCAGGCAGUCUUUUAGCUUCGGCUUUCCAGCCUCGAACAACGAAGCAGAAUACGAAUCUUUGAUCGCUGGACUCCGCUUAGCAAAAGCUGUCAAGGCCAAACGCCUAAGCGCCUACUGCGACUCGCAGUUAGUCGCCAGCCAGUUUAGCGGCGAUUAUGACGCCCGCAACGAUCGGAUGGACGCCUACCUCAAGAUAGUACAGGGAUUAGCCACAGAGUUCAAAUUCUUCGAACUCGUCAAAGUUCCCAGAGGAGAAAAUCCGAGCUUCGAUAUCUCAACGGAUCAAACCACCAUCAUAGCCCCAAUCGCCGAAACCGACACUCUCGUUACUGAUGAAUUUGGCCCCGACUGGCGAACUGAGUUCAUCGACUAUCUCUCAAAGGGGGAACUUCCAACCGAGAAAUGGGCAGUCCGCCGACUAAAAACGCGCAGUGCCCAUUAUGUCGUCCUAGACAACGAACUCCAUCGAUGGACUGCGAGUAAAGUACUACUCAAAUGCAUCCACGGCGAAGAAACGGUCAGGGUUAUGGCCGAAACACACGAAGGCGUUGGAGGAAACCAUUCGGGCGGACGAGCAUUAGCAAUCAAAGUGAGAAGCCUAGGCUUCUUCUGGCCGACGAUGAACGCAGAUUGCGAGUCCUACGCCAGAAGCUGCGACAAGUGCCAACGGCAUGCACCAAAUAUCCAUUGUCCAACUGAAAUGUUACGAACGACAGUCGCGCCGUACCCGUUCAUGCGAUGGGCAAUGGAUAUCAUAGGACCUCUUCCAUGCUCCCGCCAGCGGCGUUUCAUUCUCGUCCUCACUGAUUACUUCACCAAAUGGAUCGAAGUUGAAGCCUACGCUCAAGUCACCGACAAAGAAGUUUGUGGGUUCGUCUAG